AACGCUGACACCCGGUAAGAAAGGCAAUUACAACCCUUCCAAUGAAAACUGAAGUUAUAAAAUAGGCGCAUUAUUGGGUAUUAUCAGUAAAGCAAAAAGUAAGGGAGAAGACGAACACAUGUACAAGGAGUUAUAUGGCAAAGAAUAUAAAACUAGAUACAUCGCAGUUGUCUUCAUGGCCUACGAGGAAGAGUUGAAAAGACAAAAUAUGUUGGAUUAUGAUAACUUGCUAUUGAAAUGUUGUGCUUUACUAAAAAGAAAGAAAAAUGUUCUUUCUAAUAUCAAGAGUAUUUUAGUCGAUGAGUAUCAAGACACCAAUAUUGUUCAGUACGAUUUGAUUAAACUCAUGAUGAAGCAAGUCAAUAAGAAAAGUGUUACUAUUGUCGGUGACCCAGAUCAAUCCAUUUUUGGCUGGCGUAGUGCUGAGCCCAAGAAUUUUGGAAAGAUGGAGGAAGAAUUUGAUGGCACCCGUUCCAUCAAGAUGGAGCAAAACUACCGUAGUACAGGAAAGGUAAUCAAGUCCGCUUUACAUGUCAUUAAACAAGAUGAGCAACGAAUCGACAAGUUACUUUAUACAAAUAACCCGGAAGGCAUCCCCAUUUCCUUAAUCACAACUCAGGAUCCAAAAUCUCAAGCUGAUUUCGUGGCCGCCGAAAUUAAGAAAGCCAUUGUAUAUUCCAAGGGACUUAUUCAAUACAAGGAUAUCGCGAUUCUUAUGCGCAUGAAUUUUAUUUCGCAACAAUUUGAAAGUGCUUUCCGACUAAGCAAGAUUCCUUUUACGAUGGUCGGUGGCGAUCGUUUCUUUGAUCGUGUUGAAGUCAAGGAUAUGACAUGCUAUUUAUCCUUUGCUUACAACCCAAAGAACAUCUCAGCAUUCACACGUAUCAUCAAUGUGCCUAAAAGAGGUAUCGGCGAAGUCUGGCUUAAGAGGAUUCUAACAUUUGAUAUGGAUAAUAACGGCACUUUGCUUGAUUCACUUCGAGAAAUUGGGCAUGGCAGCUGUGACAUAAAAGUCCCUCCACAAAUGGUUGGCAAAAUUAGACAAUUCGUAAUGAUUUGUACCCAUAUUCGUGAUAUGAUUGAAAAUAAGAAAGAAGUGACGGAUAUUUUAAGUUAUAUUUAUGAAGCUACAGAGUAUGAAAAGUAUUUAAAAGAUCAUUACUUUCAAGACUAUGAAUCUAGAUGGCAAAAUUUGGGUGAACUUUUAUCGAUCGCCAAAAAGACUACAGAAGAUGCUGCUUUACACAACGACCAUUAUGAAGAGGACACUGAAAAUACGACAGCGGUUAAACCUGUGGACGAGACCAUGCAGAAUGGGAUGGAGAAAGAAACGGGUGUCAAACCAGAACCUGGUGUCAAAUCAGAGCCGAGCAUUAUAUCAGAACCUUCUAUUAAAUCAGAAUUCACUGUUAAACCAGAGCCUACUGUUAAACCAGAGCCUACUGUUAAACCAGAGCCUACUGUUAAACCAGAGCCUACUGUUAAACCAGAGCCUUCUGUUAAACCAGAACCACAGGAAUAUAGCUUAGACGAUUUCGGUCCAGAUGAUGACUUAGGGCCUGAUGGUGAGGAGUACUUCCAUUAUAAGGCAGACCCUGUCACCGAAUUUUUAGAAUACUGUGCUCUUUGUUCCAAUCAAAAGGAGUUGGAGGAAGCUGAAGGUGGUAAGGUCACAAUCGCAACCAUCCAUUCUGCUAAGGGUCUUGAAUGGCCUUGCGUGUUUAUUGCUACUUGCAAUGAAGGUGUGAUUCCACAUUCUCGAUGUGAUGAUAUCGAAGAGGAAGGUCGUUUAUUUCCUGCUCUAUUGCAUAUCACUGAAACAAAGAGAUGAUUGGGGUCAAAGAAGAACGCAAACGCCUUCCCGUUUUCUAUCUGGAAUGGAAAAAGAUGUAUACACAACUUCACCACCCGAUUGGAAUGCUUCUUUACGAAGUAUGCUAGCCACAACUAUUAAUAGACCCAUUCCAGAUGAAGAUAUUGAUGCUGGUGGUAUAAGCUCACAACAGAAAAAGGCAUCUAGAUCGCAAUCCAAUGGUAUCGAUAUUCGAUUUGGUGUGCAUGGAAGCAGGGCGGAUUUAUCUGCGAUGGGAGGAUUUUCGUCUGCGUCUAGUUUAUUUUCCUCUAGUCAGAAAUCAACGAAGAGCAAAUCUAAAAAGAAAAUCAGUGGUUCUGUGAAGCGUGAAGUCAAAGAGGAGUAUGAUAAUAAGAGAGCAAAAUUACAAAAGAAGUUGUAAAAAAAAAAGAAAAAAAAAAUGAAUUUUAUUUACAACAUUUAUUCUAUGGCAUUAUUUUUUAAGGGCGUAAUACUUUUU
Messenger RNA from Mucor mucedo, 2312 nucleotides. RefSeq names its product P-loop containing nucleoside triphosphate hydrolase protein. Gene Ontology annotation, molecular function: DNA binding; ATP binding; hydrolase activity. The record is from RefSeq and is a predicted model, not a curated record. The transcript has 11 exons. The coding region runs from base 119 to 1831 and encodes 570 amino acids. Gene Ontology annotation, cellular component: nucleus. Gene Ontology annotation, biological process: recombinational repair. NCBI's taxonomy places the organism in Eukaryota, Fungi, Mucoromycota, Mucoromycetes, Mucorales, Mucoraceae.